Oikopleura dioica is the source of this 1128-nucleotide messenger RNA. NCBI's taxonomy places the organism in Eukaryota, Metazoa, Chordata, Appendicularia, Copelata, Oikopleuridae. The record is from the annotation of a GenBank genome assembly.
AUGAAAUUUUCGAGAGUACUUCUUGCCAGCUCAGUGAAGGCCUGUGCGGACACUUAUGAGUACUGUCCCGCCCAAAAAGCUCUUUGUGGAAGAGCUGAUUUUCCCGCUGUCGAAGCCUAUUGCAAGAAAACAUGUGGGACAUGCACCGAGAAGUUUGAAAUGCCCACUGUGUCACCCGAAGUCGUCCAAAGCGCACGAAUGAUCGGCCCGAGCUGCGAGGAUGAGUCUUGGUGCACACCAGCGACGUGUUUGAUGCCCGACUUCGUCGAGAGCUGCCCGAUUGCAUGUGGUCUUGCUAGAUGCAACGAUCAGGAACACCAGCAAGUUGAUAUGGUACUCGAGGACACGUGCGAAGAUAAAAAUGACAAUUGUGUUGUCAACGGAAAAUUCUGCGACCACCCAGAUAUCGGCGAACAAAUCAAGGACAUUUGUCCGAAGACUUGCGGUGUUUGCCAACCCGAAGACGACUCUGAACUUUUUGUUAACUGCGAUGACAAACUGGGAGAGGACAAAUGUCAAGAAGUGAGUGAGUAUUGCGAUUCACCGAUGGGCGCAGAUAUGAUGCAGAUAAAUUGUGCUAAGACCUGUGGAUUCUGUGGCAAUAAAAAACCAAACAUGAGCCCAUUUUUCCCAACACCGAAGACAACAACGACUACAACUACAACAACGACAACCACUACGACGACAAAGGCACCUACAUGCGAAGAUAACAAUGCCAAAUGUCCAAAUUACUUGAACUAUUGCAAUCAUAAAACACACGCCACAAAGAUCAGAAAUCUCUGUCCAAAGACAUGCGGAGUAUGCACUGGCGCCGCAAAAAAAGUUGAAGAAAAGGUGCAAGAAGCUAGCACCGCCACUUGUGCGGACAAGACCCCCGCCAAGUGCAAAGCGCUGAAAAGAUCAUGCCAAUGGCCAAAAUACAAAGCUCAGCUGAAGAGUCAAUGUGCGGAAACAUGUGGAUAUUGUUCUGCCCAAACAAGCUCUGAUGAUAGCGCUGUAUCUCAGCAAGAAAAAUUCGGACCCUGGGGAAAGCAAUCACCCUGCAAGAAAGGCCGCGCCUACCAUAAGAGAUCCUGCAAUAUCAAACCGUGCACUCAAAAAGAGCUCUACAAAAUUGUCCGAUGUUAA